Molecule: messenger RNA, 3651 nt
Organism: Penicillium odoratum
Lineage: Eukaryota; Fungi; Ascomycota; Eurotiomycetes; Eurotiales; Aspergillaceae
Product: U2 snRNP complex subunit HSH155
Exons: 2
Coding region: 1-3651 (1216 amino acids)
Biological process (GO): spliceosomal complex assembly
Cellular component (GO): U2-type prespliceosome; catalytic step 2 spliceosome; U2 snRNP
Molecular function (GO): mRNA binding
Source: RefSeq, a predicted model, not a curated record
AUGUCUGACGCCGAUAUUGAAGCCGUUCGAAAGCUCCAAGCAGAGCGCAAUGCUGCUGCUGCAGGCAAAAAAGGUUCUAGGACCUUUGAUUCGUCUAGUCAGCGAACUGACAAUUCGACCAAGGCCUCCCUUACCGAAUCCUUCGAUACCACUUUGUACGAGCGGGACGGUGCAGACAGGUUCUCAGGCUACGACACCUCUAUUGCCGUAAAUGGUGAUGAUGAAGAGAUGGAAGACGCGAACGGCGGCCACAACUUGGUCGGCCAAUACACAGCAACCCGAAGUCAGAUCGAUGAGAUGGCUCACGGCAAUGGAGUCGAGGAGGAGGAUAUCUUGUUAGGCCGUGAGAAGGCUGCACGCAUCGCUGACCGGGAAACUGACUACCAGAAGCGUCGAUUCGACCGCGGUAAUCUAACACCGACGCGCGCCGACCCUUUUGCUGCCAGCACCGACGGGGAAGGCCAGACCUACCGUGAGGUCAUGGCCCUUCGCGAACUCGAAAAGGAAGAAGAGCGUGUUCAAAAGCUACUUGCAGAGAAGCGCGCGAAUGGAGAACUUGAUGUUCCUGAGCACCAGGCUUCUCUCAAGAUGGUCGAGGGCGAUAAGGAGAAUGCAAAGGCCGAAGCGCCCGGCAGAAAGCGCAAGAAGCGUUGGGACGUCGCCACAGAGGCCAAUGGGGAAGCACAAGCUGAUGAUUCUGCGGAAGCAAAGACCAAGAGGUCUCGGUGGGACCAAACCCCUGCUCCUGGUGCUCCGGAGGAAGCGCCCAAGCGCCGCUCGCGAUGGGAUCAAGCACCCUCCCUCACAGAUGCCACUCCUGUUGGCAACCAAGGGCUUGCUACCCCCAUGCAUCCGUCACAAGGUGGUGCUUUGGCACCAACCAGCUUUGGCACUGAUCUCUCUGGUCGGAGCGCCGCGUGGUCGGAUGAAGAACUCGACAUGAUGCUACCCUCAGAGGGCUAUAAGAUUCUGGACCCUCCUCCUGGAUACGAACCGAUCAGACACCCGGCCCGCAAAAUGAUGGCUACACCGGCACCUAUGGCCGGCACCGUUGGCGGAUUUAUGAUGCAAGAGCCUGAGAGUGUUCGUUCAAUGGGAAAGGAACUUCCGACUGAUAUUCCCGGCGUGGGUGAUUUGCAAUUCUUUAAGCCGGAGGAUAUGGCCUACUUCGGAAAGCUCAUGGAGGCUGGAGAUGACAGCUCAAUGAGCGUGGAGGAACUAAAGGAGAGGAAGAUCAUGCGAUUGCUACUCAAGGUCAAGAAUGGCACACCACCUAUGCGAAAGACUGCGCUGCGUCAACUGACAGAUAAUGCGCGAAACUUUGGAGCUGGUGCCCUAUUCAACCAGAUUCUUCCAUUGCUUAUGGAGAAGUCCUUGGAAGACCAAGAACGUCACUUGCUUGUCAAGGUUAUUGAUCGAGUGCUCUACAAGCUGGAUGAUUUGGUCCGACCUUAUGUUCACAAGAUCCUUGUCGUCAUUGAACCAUUGCUCAUUGAUCAAGACUACUAUGCUCGUGUCGAGGGUCGGGAAAUUAUCUCUAACCUUGCCAAGGCUGCUGGUCUCGCCACUAUGAUCAGUACCAUGCGUCCUGAUAUCGAUCACGUCGACGAGUAUGUACGAAACACUACCGCCCGCGCAUUCGCUGUCGUAGCUUCUGCCCUUGGAAUUCCCGCCCUUCUCCCAUUCCUUCGCGCCGUCUGUCGCAGCAAAAAGUCCUGGCAGGCCAGGCACACCGGUGUGAAGAUCGUGCAGCAGAUUCCCAUCCUGAUGGGCUGCGCAAUUCUUCCCCAUCUGAAGGGCCUUGUGGAGUGUAUUUCGGAUAACCUCAGCGAUGAACAAGCCAAGGUCAGAACAGUCACCGCAUUGGCUGUUGCUGCUUUGGCUGAAGCUGCGAACCCUUAUGGUAUCGAAAGCUUUGACGAGAUCCUGAACCCUCUCUGGACUGGCGCGCGCAAGCAGCGUGGUAAGGGCCUGGCCGCCUUCCUCAAAGCGGUUGGGUAUAUCAUCCCUCUCAUGGAUGAAGAAUAUAGCAAUUACUACUGUUCUCAGAUCAUGGAGAUUCUUAUCCGCGAGUUCUCGUCACCAGAUGAGGAAAUGAAGAAGGUGGUCUUGAAGGUGAUAUCUCAAUGCGCUAGCACAGACGGUGUCACUGCCGGUUAUCUCAAGGAACAUGUCUUGACCGACUUCUUCAAGAGCUUCUGGGUGAGACGUAUGGCCCUCGACCGUCGGAACUAUCGUCAGGUGGUAGACACCACCGUCGACCUGGGCCAAAAGGUCGGCGUUGGCGAGAUCCUCGAGCGGGUUGUGAAUAAUCUCAAAGAUGAGAGCGAGCCUUACCGUAAGAUGACCGUGGAGACUAUCGAAAAGCUGAUUGCCUCUUUGGGCGCUGCCGACAUUUCUGAGCGAUUGGAGGAGAGACUCAUCGACGGUGUACUAUAUGCGUUCCAGGAACAGAGCAUCGAGGACAUUGUUAUUCUGAACGGAUUUGGCACAGUGGUGAAUGCCCUCGGUACUCGUUGCAAGCCAUAUCUCCCCCAGAUUGUCAGUACCAUUCUCUGGCGACUGAACAAUAAAUCGGCCACCGUCCGACAGCAGGCGGCAGAUCUCAUCUCGCGCGUUGCAAUGGUCAUGAAGCAGUGCGGUGAAGACGCUCUCAUGGGCAAGCUUGGCAUUGUGCUCUACGAAUACCUGGGUGAAGAAUACCCGGAGGUUCUAGGCUCCAUCUUGGGUGCUUUACGUUCUAUUGUGACUGUGGUCGGUAUCAACCAGAUGCAGCCUCCAAUUCGUGACCUCCUCCCCCGCCUGACACCCAUUCUUCGUAACCGCCACGAGAAAGUGCAAGAGAACACCAUCGACCUCGUCGGUCGUAUUGCCGACCGUGGCCCCGAGUCUGUCAACGCUCGGGAAUGGAUGCGAAUCUGCUUCGAGCUGCUGGAUAUGCUCAAGGCUCACAAGAAGGGUAUCCGUCGUGCGGCCAACAACACCUUCGGUUUCAUCGCAAAGGCCAUUGGUCCCCAGGAUGUCCUGGCUACUCUCUUGAACAAUCUCCGAGUGCAGGAGCGUCAGUCCCGUGUGUGUACCGCUGUCGCGAUUGGUAUCGUUGCUGAAACCUGUGCUCCUUUCACUGUGCUCCCCGCUCUGAUGAACGAGUACCGUGUCCCUGAACUUAACGUGCAGAAUGGUGUUCUCAAGGCCAUGUCCUUCUUGUUCGAGUACAUCGGCGAGAUGGCCAAGGACUACGUCUACGCUGUCACUCCCUUGCUCGAGGAUGCUCUCGUCGACCGAGAUCAGGUUCACCGACAGACGGCUGCCAGCGUGGUCAAGCACAUUGCUCUGGGCGUCGUUGGUCUUGGCUGUGAGGAUGCUAUGGUCCACCUACUCAACCUUGUCUUCCCGAACAUCUUUGAGACGAGCCCACACGUUAUCGACCGAAUCAUCGAAGCCAUCGAUGCGAUCCGUAUGGCCGUUGGUGCUGGUACUGUGAUGAACUACGUCUGGGCUGGCUUGUUCCACCCUGCUCGCAAGGUUCGCGUGCCAUACUGGCGGUUGUACAACGAUUCAUAUGUGCAGGCCGCUGAUGCGAUGGUUCCGUACUAUCCCAAUGUGGAGGAUGAUGGCAUGGACCGACCGGAGUUGUUUAUCAUCGUCUAA